Thrips palmi is the source of this 2923-nucleotide messenger RNA. RefSeq lists its product as uncharacterized. The transcript has 8 exons. NCBI's taxonomy places the organism in Eukaryota, Metazoa, Arthropoda, Insecta, Thysanoptera, Thripidae. Bases 35 to 2923 code for a protein of 962 amino acids. The record is from RefSeq and is a predicted model, not a curated record.
UUCACCCAUCGGUUCUCAGCCCCACAGCCAAGCCAUGAACAAGCUGGUCGUCCUCGCCGCCGUGCUGGCCGUGGUCGCCGCUGGCGACAAGACGGUGACCAAGCGCGGCUUGGUGUCCAGCCUGGGCUACGGCUCCUCGUACGGCUACUCCGGCCUCGGCUCCGGCCUCGGCUACUCUAGCCUGGGCUACUCUGGCCUCGGCUCCGGCCUGGGCUACUCCAGCUUGGGCUACUCCGGCCUCGGCUACUCCGGCCUGGGCUACUCCGGCCUCGGCCACAGCAAGGUGAUCGCCGAGAGCACCCACACCACCAUCGCCAGGAAGAUCGGCGUGCCCGUGGCCGCGCCGUACGCCGUGCCCGUCACCAGGAACAUCGCCGUGCCCGUGCCCCAGGCCGUGCCCGUGCCCGUGGACCGGCCCUACGCCGUGCCCGUGCCCGCCCCCUACGCCGUGCCCGUGGACAAGCCCUACGCCGUGCCCGUGGAGAGGGCCGUGCCGGUGCCCGUGCCCCAGGCCGUGCCCGUGCCCGUCCACGAGCCCGUGCCCUACCCCGUGCACGAGCCCGUGCCGUACCCCGUCAUCAACAAGGUGGCCGUGCCCGUGCCCGUGCCCCACGCGGUGCCCGUCAUCAAGAGCCACUCCUACGACUCCCUGGGCUACGCCGGCUCCCUGGGCUACUCCGGUUCCUACGGAUCCUCCCUGGGCUACAACGCCUGGCGACGAGCUUUGGGACUCCCUGCCCACGAUGCCCCCGCCGUGAGCCGCUUCCUGUGCUGCGACUGCGGGAACGACGCCGGGAGCGGGCAUCAGUCUCAUCCUCACCUUCAUCCUCAUCACAUCUCCAUCCUCAUCAGCAUGAAGACACUGGUGGUGCUGGUGUCCGCGCUGGCCAUGGCGCUGGCGGGUGGCGGGCCUGGCGGCUCGCACAUCUCCAAGUCCAAGCGCGGCCUGGGGCACAGCCACCCGGACCUGACGCAGGCCUACAGCGGUAGCAGCGGCAGCAGCGGGGGCUUCCAGGCACCCCCCGUCAUCUCUGGAGGAUUCCAGCCCCUCCAGUCCAGUCCAGCCCCCUCUUUCCCAGCCAGCUACUCUUCAGGAGCCAGCUUCGCUACACCAAGCUACUCUUCAGGGCCCAGCUUUGCUGCACCAAGCUACUCGUCGGGAGCCAGCUAUGCCGCACCCAGCUACUCUUCGGGGGCCAGCUACUCGUCGGGGGCUGGCUCCGCCUCGUCUGAGGCCGGCUACUCCUACCCCCAGCCUGCCGCGCUGCAGCAGCACGUCCUGAGCGAGGAGCACCACACCACCAUCAACCGGCAGAUCGCGUACCCCGUCGCCAAGCCCUACCAGGUGACCGUGGAGAGGAAGGUCCCCGUGGCCAGGCCCUACCCCGUGCCCUACAAGGUGGACAAGCCCUACCCCGUGGCCAAGCCCUACCCAGUGCCCUACAAGGUGGACAAGCCUUACCCCAGCCCCGUCGAGAGGAAGGUCCCAGUGCCCCAGCCCUACCCCGUCCCCGUGGCGGUGCGCGAGCCCUACCCCGUGCCCGUGAGGCAGCCCGUGCCCGUGCCCGUCAUCCGCCGCUACCCGGUGCCGCAGCCUUACCCCGUCCCGGUCCCCGUGGCCGCGCCGGCCCCCCACCCUCCUCAGUACUCCCCUCCCGCCGUCGAGGAGGCUCGCCAGGUCAGCUACUCCCCCGCUCCGCAGCAGUACUUCUCAGCGCCUGCCCAAUCCUUUCCUGCGCCACCACCGCAGUACUCUGCCCCACCCCCACAGUACUCUGCCCCACCACCACAGUACUCCGCCCCACCACCACAGUACUCCGCCCCACCACCACAGUACUCCGCCCCACCACCACAGUACUCCGCCCCACCACCGCAGUACUCCGCGCCGCCUCCAGCGCUCCCUGAGCACCACUCGCUCUCCGCCGGCGCGCAGGCACCUGCCCGCCCCGCCCUCAGCGCCCCCAGCCAUGAGUACCUCCCGGCCGAGCAGGGCCAGUCCCUGUCCAGCUCCGCCGCCGCCGCGCCGCACCACGACAAAUUUGAACGUGAGCCUUACAAUCGACCUCAUGACGGUUUCCGUUUAUGCCCACGAGAAGCUACGAUGGAGACGGCCGGGGAGCGAGUGAUGCCGUGUCGGUGGUCUGAUUUAGUUUAUAUAGCUCGAGCGGUGCUGUCCGUCGUCCUGGUGCUGGCGGUGGCCGCCGCGGCGGAGGACCGCAAGCUGGCCAAGAGAGGCAUCUUCGGGGAGGCGCAGGCCUACGGCGGCGGCGGCUACGGAGGCGGCUACGGCUACGGCGCUGGUUCCGGCUUCGGCGCUGGCUCCAGCUUCGGAGCCUCCGCGGCCUCCUACAGCGCCGGCCACAGCGCGCCUCUGCCCGCCCCCCACGUCGUGUCCGAGCACCACCACACCGAGAUCGUGAGGAAGAUCGGCGUGCCUGUGGCCAAGCCGUACACCGUGACCGUGGAGAGGAAGAUCCCCGUGCCGCAGCCCUACGCCGUGCCCUACAAGGUGGACAAGCCCUACCCCGUGGCCGUGCCCCAGCCUUACGCCGUGCGCGUCGACAAGCCCUACCAGGUGGCCGUCGACCGCCCCUACCACGUGCACGUGCCGCAGCCCUACCCCGUGGCCGUGCCCGAGCCCGUGCCUGUGGCCGUGCGCACCCCCGUGCCCGUGCCCGUCGUCAACAAGGUGGCCGUGCCCGUGCCCGUCGCCGCCCCCACCAUCUCCUACUCGGCGCCGAGCUACUCCAGCUACUCCAGCCUGCCCUCCGUGAGCUCCUCCAGCUACAGCGGCCUGGGCGCCGGUUCCUUCGGCAGUGCGCCUUACAGCGGUGCGUCCUUCAGUGGUGCGUCCUUCGGCGGGGCCUCCCUGGGCGGCGGCAGCUAUGGCCAGGCCUACGGGUACGGCGCCGGCGGCUGGUAA